GUAGGGAGUGCGCGCUUGGCAGGGCAGAGGCAGGACUCGUAUGGAAAGUCAGAGCAGAGGAUUUGUGGAUCACUUGUUCAACUAGUGUGUGUGUCUGAGAUCACGAUAACACAGACAUGUCGGGGGAUAACGAAGAAACACAGAGAGCCGAAGAGACAUCGAUGGAAGAAAAGGAUGUCCAAGACAAGGUGAUCAGUCCUGAAAAGUCAGAGGAGGCUAAACUGAAGUCCAGAUACCCAAAUUUAGGAAAUAAACCCGGGGGCUCGGACUUGCUUCGUAAACGCCUCCAGAAGGGGCAAAAGUACUUUGACUCUGGCGACUACAACAUGGCUAAAGCCAAGAUCAAGAACAAGCAGUUGCCGACAGCGGCUCCAGAGAAGACGGAGAUCACAGGCGACCACAUCCCCACCCCCCAGGACCUGGCCCAGAGGAAACCCUCUCUUGUGGCCAGUAAACUGGCAGGCUGAUGCCCACACAGCCCCUGCAGCCCCCCCCUAACCCUCUCCACUCCAGUCUCAGAGCUGUAACAUUGACCUUUCCCACCCCCCACAGUACCUGUCCCUGCCCCCUGCCCACCCAACAGAACUGGCUAGCUGAAAUCCUGUUUAUUUUGAUAUCCUUCCCAUCUGAAUCUGCCUCCUAUCCUUGUUGUUUUCCCCUUGCUUACCCUCUAAACUGGCUAUCAUUGUCUUCUUACUUUUCCAUGUUGCUUUUUAUUCCCUCUCUACUUCAACGUAAGAAACACUGCAAAACUGGACAUCUAAAUGUGAGUGUGAAACGUGGAGUGUGACACCUCUGAUGAUGAUACCACGCUGCUUACUGGCUGAAGAGAGGGUCGAGGAAGUUGUGUCCUUUUUGGUUUGAGGGCUUUAGCAUGGUGGUCAGGAUCCCUCCGUUUGGAAGUAUGUGUAUAUACAUAUAUAUAUAUUUCCUUUUGUUUGGCACAGAGGAAGAUGUCGGCCGUUAAAAACAUUUUACAUCCGAUUUGUAUUAUUCACUGUAUUGUCCUUAUUCUAAAUUAUGCCUUCAAUCGGCUUGUGAUUUACUGAAAAAUAGUAAUCUUGAGGCCAAGCUCAGUUUUGUGAACACAUUGAUUGUAAACCAUGGGAGGAAUGUUCAUUUCCCCUCUGUGGGACGAAUAUAGGUGAAGGCCAGAGUGUUAUAUGGAACUGCAUGUGUGACGCAGGGCUCCCAAAGGCGAAACUCACUGACCUCCAUUUUGUAUUCAUUAAGGUGCACUGAACUCGGACAAGAAAAGCUCAGGUGCAGCAUACAAGCACCGGGUGGCAUGUGAAUGAUGCAGUAAAGACAUCUUGAAACUUUGUAGAGGAGACACUGCUUCAGUUUGAGCUGCGAUGGUGAAAAUGUGCACGGGGUUUGUGAUGUGCCAUCCAUUUUAGCCUCAGAUUAUGACAGUGUCAACGUUUCUGUUUACAACUUGUCCUACUUGUGAAACUACCAUGCUAGAAGACUAGUUUAUGGGACCUAAAAGUUACAUUUCGGUCAGUAGAGACCAGUCUUUGGGUCCUGUUUGCUGUGCGAGCUAAAUCUACCUUAAAGAAUGGUACUGGGAGCAGCUCUUGGCAUUGGGAACAAAUAUUGUUAUUCAAAGUCUUCAGACUUGGAAACAAAUAACUUCUAUAUAAGUCGAAUGAGUAUUAUCAUAGAAAAUGUCCCUGGACCUGUUCAGUGCUUUUCCAGGGUCCUUUCUGACUGGAUGAAAUGUACCUGUGAUGAGGUAAAUCAAAGCUAGCACAACAUCCGUCUGAGCUGUGCAUGUGUAUGGCUGCCCUGCUGUCACUUUGUGCCGUUUUGUAAAUAAAAUAGUUUUGCACAAAUGUUUAA
This is a messenger RNA of Gymnodraco acuticeps, 1845 nucleotides long. Its product is annotated as cAMP-regulated phosphoprotein 19-A-like. The transcript has 3 exons. Bases 117 to 467 code for a protein of 116 amino acids. Gene Ontology annotation, molecular function: protein phosphatase inhibitor activity. NCBI's taxonomy places the organism in Eukaryota, Metazoa, Chordata, Actinopteri, Perciformes, Bathydraconidae. Gene Ontology annotation, cellular component: cytoplasm. The record is from RefSeq and is a predicted model, not a curated record.